Messenger RNA from Schizosaccharomyces osmophilus, 1803 nucleotides. It is a transcript of the gene cts1, whose product is annotated as CTP synthase Cts1. Gene Ontology annotation, cellular component: cytoplasm; cytoophidium. Gene Ontology annotation, molecular function: CTP synthase activity; identical protein binding. The transcript has 2 exons. Gene Ontology annotation, biological process: pyrimidine nucleobase biosynthetic process; CTP biosynthetic process. The coding region runs from base 1 to 1803 and encodes 600 amino acids. Lineage: Eukaryota; Fungi; Ascomycota; Schizosaccharomycetes; Schizosaccharomycetales; Schizosaccharomycetaceae. The record is from RefSeq and is a predicted model, not a curated record.
AUGAAAUAUGUACUAGUAUCCGGAGGUGUUAUUAGCGGUAUUGGAAAAGGUGUGAUUGCCUCUUCCACUGGUUUACUGCUAAAAACCUUGGGAUUAAAAGUUACCAGUAUUAAAAUCGAUCCUUAUAUGAACAUUGAUGCUGGCACCAUGUCACCACUGGAACACGGAGAAGUUUUUGUUUUGAAUGAUGGUGGUGAAGUUGAUUUGGAUUUGGGAAAUUAUGAGCGUUAUUUGAACGUUACAUUAACUCAUGAUAAUAACAUUACCACCGGUAAGGUUUACUCAAAAGUUAUUGAGAAAGAACGCCGUGGUGAUUAUCUUGGCAAAACUGUACAAAUUGUUCCCCAUGUCACGAACGAAAUUCAAGAAUGGAUUGAACGUGUUGCUCGUGUGCCGGUUGAUCAAAGCGGUGAAGAACCAGAUGUUUGUAUUGUCGAGCUCGGUGGUACGGUUGGCGAUAUUGAAUCCGCUGCUUUUGUUGAAGCUAUGCGUCAAUUUCAAUUCCGUGUUGGACGUGACAAUUUUGUGUCUAUCCACGUAUCUCUUGUUCCCGUUAUUAAUGGUGAACAAAAAACGAAGCCCACUCAACAAGCAAUUAGAGAUCUUCGUAGUCUAGGUAUCAUGCCUGAUUUAAUUGCCUGUCGCUGUAAGCUACCCCUUGAGGAAAGUGUUAUUGAUAAGAUUUCUCUUUUCUGUCAUGUUGGUCCUGAACAAGUUUUGGCUGUUCAUGAUGUUUCUAGUACUUAUCAUGUUCCUCAACUCCUCGAAAACAAGUUAUUAGAUUUUCUUAAGAUGCGCUUUAAAUUGGAUCAGAUUCCUAUCGGUUCCAACCAUGUGAACGCCGGUUCAGUGAUGUGGAACUCUUGGAAACUUCUAACUUCCGGUCAUGACCGUCUUUUCCAGAAGGUUACCAUUGUUCUUGUUGGCAAGUACACACAUCUCAAGGAUUCCUACAUUUCCGUUAUUAAGGCUUUGGAACACUCUGCUAUGCGUUGUGGUCGCAAGCUUGAUUUACAAUGGGUUGAGGCUUCCCAUUUAGAGGCCAGUAUGAACGAGACUGAUCCUCUUAGCUAUCACAAAGCUUGGCACUUGGUGUGCUCUGCAAACGGUAUUUUGGUUCCCGGUGGAUUUGGUUCCCGUGGUAUAGAAGGAAUGAUUGCUGCCGCUCAAUGGGCACGUGAAAACAACACUCCUUAUUUGGGUAUUUGUCUCGGUCUUCAAGUUGCCGUGAUUGAAUUUGCUCGUCAUGUUUGUGGAGUUGAAUAUGCUACCUCUGAAGAGUUUGAACCUCAAUCUGACAAACAUGUCAUCGUUUACAUGCCUGAAAUCAAUAAAGAUAAGUUGGGUGGUACCAUGCGAUUAGGCUUGCGCCCUACUAUUUUUCAGUCCAAUAGCGAAUGGAGUAAACUCCGUAAGCUUCACAACAAUUCGAAAGAAGUCUUGGAGCGUCAUCGUCAUCGUUAUGAGGUUAACCCCAAGUAUGUUGAACUAUUGGAGCAGAAGGGUCUUACUUUUGUCGGUAAAGAUGAGAAGGCUGAACGUAUGGAAAUUAUUGAGAAGCGGGAUCAUCCUUACUUCGUUGGUGUGCAAUAUCACCCCGAAUAUCUUUCCAAGCCUCUCAGACCAUCCACUCCCAUUUUUGGAUUAGUUGCCGCGAGUGCUGGUUUACUUGAUGAGUUCAUUAGCUCCGGAGAACCUGUGGAAUGGACUGAUGUUUCUCACUUUAAUGCUGAAUCGGCUCUUGCUGAUUCAUCUGAAUCUGUAGAAAUUACCAACCAAGCUACUAUUGUUUCUACCGAUUAA